Molecule: messenger RNA, 237 nt
Organism: Blepharisma stoltei
Lineage: Eukaryota; Ciliophora; Heterotrichea; Heterotrichida; Blepharismidae
Source: the annotation of a GenBank genome assembly
AUGCGAUUGCGAAGCAAUUCUGUAUUAAUUUGCGAAGAGCACAUUAAAAAUCAUUCCCAGCUUCAAAGAUCCCAUACUUAUACCAAAGUUUUUUCUGAAAUUCGAGAAGAAGCAAGGGAAUCUGCAAUUAAAUUAUUUCAAAAAUCAAGCCAAAACUCAGAAAUCUUAGAUCAAUUAUCAUACAAGAAGAGCUAUCAAUGAUUAAAGAAAUCAACAAAAUCUCCAAAAAUGCUUUAG